AUGUUAAACAUUAACCAUGAACCCGUCAGGUUCGGGGGGCCAGCCAUCAACCUUGCCCGCCUGCGCGGGAGUGUGCAGGACUUGGAAGCGAAAUUCGAGGCUGCGGCGAACCUGAUUGCCAAAGGCACGCCCACCAAGGGUUCCGCCAGCACAGAUGACAAGCUGAAGCUCUACGGCUUGUACAAGCAGGCUGAGCCCAUGGGCAAUGCCGUGGGUUUUGGGAAUGUGGAAUCCUUGGGCAAUGUCGCCGUGGAGAGGGAAAACUUUUGCCAGCGAAUGGGCAAUUCCCUGUGCGGAGUUUGCUUUGGGAUUUUGCUCUUCCUGGGAUCCAUCUUCCUACUGGGCUGGAAUGAGUUCAACUAUGUCCGCAACCAGGCCAUCUUGCUGAAGGUGGACAAGGAAGUGAUUGAAGCUGGAUGCGUCCCCAGUGCUUCCAAUGUUGGGAAACCCAUUUGGGCCUCAUGCGUUGUCCAACGUGGCUAUGACUUCACUACAGACCCUCAGGUGCAGAGCAUGGGCUUGUCAUUCUCAGGGGAAGUCCGGGGCGCCUGGUUCAAGGCGGACUCUACCAUCCUGCAGUGGACCGAGGACAAGAGUUGCAGCAGUCAUUCAACUGGAGGAGGCGGCAGGGAGAAGGACUGCACCUAUGACUACAACUUGGAGUGGGUCUCAUCUCCUCAGUCUUCCUCCAAUUUCUAUUGUUACCCCAGUUGGAGACCCGGCUGCCAGAGGAGUGGCUCGCAGAUUCAGAACUCUGGAACCAUUCCAACUUCGCUUCAACAGACCUUGAACGCUCCAGAUGGCACAGUGGGAAUGGGUUCAUCCACAGACUCCCUCUACUUUCUGGACAACAAGGAGAUGGGUGUCUUUCCAUCGGUGCCAGUGACCAUUCCUUCAGGCCAGAGGACCAGUUUGCUGCCCAACAAGCAGCUGGUGCAGGUGGACGCCACUUCGGUGCAGUUCAGUUCGGUCCCAGGACAGAACUCCAUUGGCGACGUCCGGACCACCUUCACCCAGUCCCAGAUGAGACCCUGGGACACCCAGUUGCCUGGUACCAUGUCCUUGGUAGAUUGGGCCUCAAUGGGUGGCUUAUCCAAAUCGGACAUGAUCAACGAGAAGCAAAGUGAGAAUGGUGCUAUGGUCAUUGCUUUGCGCUUCGUAGGCUUCAUCUUGAUGUGGUUGGGCCUCCAACUUGUCACAGGGCCCAUUGCACUGAUGCCACAGAUCGUUCCUUGUUGCGGCGAGAUGAUCGGAGAGAUGGUUGGAUGUGCUUUGUGUUGCAUGAACUGCUUGAUUUCAUUGGCCCUCUCAUUGACUGUCAUUGGUGUUGCUUGGUUGAUGGCCAGGCCCAUCCUUGGCAUUGGGCUGUUGCUGGUUGCAGCUGCAGCCGUUUGUGGUGCCGGGGUGCUACGCAACAAGUUCCGCAAGAACGCCCGAGAGCCUAGCAUGUCGCAGCCCUUCAUGGCACCGCAGAUCAACAUGGCACCAGCACCUCAGCAGCACGUGCAGGUGGUGUGUCCUCAAAAUGCCGUGCCUGGACAAAUGCUCAUGGUGCAAUGCCCAGAUGGACUUCAACGACAAGUUCAGGCCAAAGAAGGCGACAACACCACAUCUCAGCCAUGGUCCGUCCAGUGGGAAACCAAAGCCAAAUGGGAGGCAUGGGAGAAGUGCAAAGGAAAGUCGAAGGAAACGGCCAUGACUGAGUACAUUGCCGAAGUCGAAGCGCAAACGGAGAAGUUCGGCAUUACGCCCAACUGUUUCAUCAGAUGGAUGGAAGCUGCGAUCUGCGUGAGGGCCCCGGCCUGCGGCCCUGCCACCCAGGCACUGGGGCAGGAUUUGCACUGGAAUCUAGACUUGGAAGCGAAAUUCGAGGCUGCGGCGAACCUGAUUGCCAAAGGCACGCCCACCAAGGGUUCCGCCAGCACAGAUGACAAGCUGAAGCUCUACGGCUUGUACAAGCAGGCUGAGCCCAUGGGCAAUGCCGUGGGUUUUGGGAAUGUGGAAUCCUUGGGCAAUGUCGCCGUGGAGAGGGCCAUCUUGCUGAAGGUGGACAAGGAAGUGAUUGAAGCUGGAUGCGUCCCCAGUGCUUCCAAUGUUGGGAAACCCAUUUGGGCCUCAUGCGUUGUCCAACGUGGCUAUGACUUCACUACAGACCCUCAGGUGCAGAGCAUGGGCUUGUCAUUCUCAGGGGAAGUCCGGGGCGCCUGGUUCAAGGCGGACUCUACCAUCCUGCAGUGGACCGAGGACAAGAGUUGCAGCAGUCAUUCAACUGGAGGAGGCGGCAGGGAGAAGGACUGCACCUAUGACUACAACUUGGAGUGGGUCUCAUCUCCUCAGUCUUCCUCCAAUUUCUAUUGUUACCCCAGUUGGAGACCCGGCUGCCAGAGGAGUGGCUCGCAGAUUCAGAACUCUGGAACCAUUCCAAUUUCGCUUCAACAGACCUUGAACGCUCCAGAUGGCACAGUGGGAAUGGGUUCAUCCACAGACUCCCUCUACUUUCUGGACAACAAGGAGAUGGGUGUCUUUCCAUCGGUGCCAGUGACCGUUCCUUCAGGCCAGAGGACCAGUUUGCUGCCCAACAAGCAGCUGGUGCAGGUGGACGCCACUUCGGUGCAGUUCAGUUCGGUCCCAGGACAGAACUCCAUUGGCGACGUCCGGACCACCUUCACCCAGUCCCAGGUCCAGUUUGGCCUGACGCAGGUAGCCAUCAUCGCCAAGCAGGCUGCCAUGUCAACCAGCAAUGCUCAGAUGAGACCCUGGGACACCCAGUUGCCUGGUACCAUGUCCUUGGUAGAUUGGGCCUCAAUGGGUGGCUUAUCCAAAUCGGACAUGAUCAACGAGAAGCAAAGUGAGAAUGGUGCUAUGGUCAUUGCUUUGCGGUUCGUAGGCUUCAUCUUGAUGUGGUUGGGCCUCCAACUUGUCACAGGGCCCAUUGCACUGAUGCCACAGAUCGUUCCUUGUUGCGGCGAGAUGAUCGGAGAGAUGGUUGGAUGUGCUUUGUGUUGCAUGAACUGCUUGAUUUCGUUGGCCCUCUCAUUGACUGUCAUUGGUGUUGCUUGGUUGAUGGCCAGGCCCAUCCUUGGCAUUGGGCUGUUGCUGGUUGCAGCUGCAGCCGUUUGUGGUGCCGGGGUGCUACGCAACAAGUUCCGCAAGAACGCCCGAGAGCCUAGCAUGUCGCAGCCCUUCAUGGCACCGCAGAUCAACAUGGCACCAGCACCUCAGCAGCACGUGCAGGUGGUGUGUCCUCAAAAUGCCGUGCCUGGACAAAUGCUCAUGGUGCAAUGCCCAGAUGGACUUCAACGACAAGUUCAGGCCAAAGAAGGCGACAACACCACAUCUCAGCCAUGGUCCGUCCAGUGGGAAACCAAAGCCAAAUGGGAGGCAUGGGAGAAGUGCAAAGGAAAGUCGAAGGAAACGGCCAUGACUGAGUACAUUGCCGAAGUCGAAGCGCAAACGGAGAAGUUCGGCAUUACGCCCAACUGUUUCAUCAGAUGGAUGGAAGCUGCGAUCUGCGUGAGGGCCCCGGCCUGCGGCCCUGCCACCCAGGCACUGGGGCAGGAUUUGCACUGGAAUCUAGACUUGGAAGCGAAAUUCGAGGCUGCGGCGAACCUGAUUGCCAAAGGCACGCCCACCAAGGGUUCCGCCAGCACAGAUGACAAGCUGAAGCUCUACGGCUUGUACAAGCAGGCUGAGCCCAUGGGCAAUGCCGUGGGUUUUGGGAAUGUGGAAUCCUUGGGCAAUGUCGCCGUGGAGAGGGCCAUCUUGCUGAAGGUGGACAAGGAAGUGAUUGAAGCUGGAUGCGUCCCCAGUGCUUCCAAUGUUGGGAAACCCAUUUGGGCCUCAUGCGUUGUCCAACGUGGCUAUGACUUCACUACAGACCCUCAGGUGCAGAGCAUGGGCUUGUCAUUCUCAGGGGAAGUCCGGGGCGCCUGGUUCAAGGCGGACUCUACCAUCCUGCAGUGGACCGAGGACAAGAGUUGCAGCAGUCAGCGGCUGCCAGAGGAGUGGCUCGCAGAUUCAGAACUCUGGAACCAUUCCAACUUCGCUUCAACAGACCUUGAACGCUCCAGAUGGCACAGUGGGAAUGGGUUCAUCCACAGACUCCCUCUACUUUCUGGACAACAAGGAGAUGGGUGUCUUUCCAUCGGUGCCAGUGACCAUUCCUUCAGGCCAGAGGACCAGUUUGCUGCCCAACAAGCAGCUGGUGCAGGUGGACGCCACUUCGGACAGAACUCCAUUGGCGACGUCCGGACCACCUUCACCCAGUCCCAGGUCCAGUUUGGCCUGACGCAGGUAGCCAUCAUCGCCAACAAUGCUCAGAUGAGACCCUGGGACACCCAGUUGCCUGGUACCAUGUCCUUGGUAGAUUGGGCCUCAAUGGGUGGCUUAUCCAAAUCGGACAUGAUCAACGAGAAGCAAAGUGAGAAUGGUGCUAUGGUCAUUGCUUUGCGGUUCGUAGGCUUCAUCUUGAUGUGGUUGGGCCUCCAACUUGUCACAGGGCCCAUUGCACUGAUGCCACAGAUCGUUCCUUGUUGCGGCGAGAUGAUCGGAGAGAUGGUUGGAUGUGCUUUGUGUUGCAUGAACUGCUUGAUUUCGUUGGCCCUCUCAUUGACUGUCAUUGGUGUUGCUUGGUUGAUGGCCAGGCCCAUCCUUGGCAUUGGGCUGUUGCUGGUUGCAGCUGCAGCCGUUUGUGGUGCCGGGGUGCUACGCAACAAGUUCCGCAAGAACGCCCGAGAGCCUAGCAUGUCGCAGCCCUUCAUGGCACCGCAGAUCAACAUGGCACCAGCACCUCAGCAGCACGUGCAGGUGGUGUGUCCUCAAAAUGCCGUGCCUGGACAAAUGCUCAUGGUGCAAUGCCCAGAUGGACUUCAACGACAAGUUCAGGUACCACAAGGGGUGUUUCCUGGACAGACCUUCCAA
Cladocopium goreaui is the source of this 4920-nucleotide messenger RNA. Lineage: Eukaryota; Dinophyceae; Suessiales; Symbiodiniaceae. The record is from the annotation of a GenBank genome assembly.